Messenger RNA from Aspergillus tanneri, 1449 nucleotides. RefSeq names its product putative MFS sugar transporter. The coding region runs from base 1 to 1449 and encodes 482 amino acids. Gene Ontology annotation, biological process: transmembrane transport; carbohydrate transport. The record is from RefSeq and is a predicted model, not a curated record. The transcript is spliced from 4 exons. Gene Ontology annotation, cellular component: membrane. Gene Ontology annotation, molecular function: carbohydrate:proton symporter activity. Lineage: Eukaryota; Fungi; Ascomycota; Eurotiomycetes; Eurotiales; Aspergillaceae.
AUGGAGCUUAUACGCAACCCCCCACGAUAUGUCCUCACGAGCAUACUGUGCUCCUGCGGUGGGCUUCUGUUUGGAAUGGAUACCGGCAUCAUUGGGCCAGUGACCGUUAUGAAAACGUUUACCUCGCAGUUUGGGAGCCAGUCAGCCACCGUUCAUGGAUUGUUGGUGUCCUCUAUUCUGAUCCCCGCUGCUCUCUCCUCCUUCUUUGCGGGAUAUCUAGCAGAUAAAUUGGGGAGACCGAAGGGGAUUAGCAUUGGGGCUUUAAUAUUUUCCCUGGGUGCAGCACUAGAAGCCGCGGCAUUCCAUAUCUCCAUGUUUGUGGUGGGAAGUUACAUCUGCGAGAUAUCGCCGACCAGUAUCAGAGGCGCUCUAUCGACGGGGCCCCAAUUGCUCAUCACGCUGGGUUUGGUGGUGGGCUUUUUCACCUGCUACGGCACUGCUCGUAUUGAGAACUCCUUCUCAUGGCGUAUUCCGUUCUUGAUCCUGGCGUGUCUAUCGGCCGCUUUCUCGGUCGCUGCUUGGAUGUGGCUGGUCCCAUCACCAAGAUGGCUGACAGUCCAUGGCCGUCGAUCUGAAGCGACCGCAGCAUGGGAUCUACUAGGCGUCAGCCACGCAGAACGGGAAAAGGUCGAGAUUGAGCAAGACAGAAGUACUAAUCUUUGUAGUCAAAAUGCUCGAGAAGACCGCGCGAGCGUGGAACGGAUGGGUUCGGCCACGAGACAACAUGUGAAGUCAACCAAGGACAAACUUCUUGACAUAUUCUCGAAGGAUGUUCGAGCACGCACAGCUAUUGCUGUAUUUUUGAUGGGGAUGCAGCAACUCAGCGGCAUCGAUGGGUACGCGCCUUUGCUAUUUGAACAGGCUGGACUUGCAUCCGCCGAUGCCAGCUUCUUCGCCUCUGGUGUCUCAGCCAUCUUGAUCUUUGCCGUGACUAUCCCGGCUCUCAUCUGGGCCGACAAAUGGGGCCGUCGGCAUAGCAUUAUCUAUGGCGGAAUUGGACUUAGUGCAACUAUGUUCUUGAUGGGGGCCCUCUAUGCAGGUAACGUGGUACAUAGCUCAUCUGGUGCAGGUCGCUGGGUGGUGAUCGUUUCGAUUUACCUAUUUGCGGUGAUCUUUUCUCUUAGCUGGGCUGUCGGUAUUAAGGUCUAUGCAGCGGAAAUUCAACCGCAACGAACACGUGCAUCAGCUACCAGUCUAGCUCAUGGAAGUAACUGGGUGACCAACUUUUUGGUGGCUUUGACAACUCCAAUUCUACUGUCUAAAAGCAGCUUCGCUGCUUAUUUUCUUUUUGGGGGGUGCUCACUGGUCACGGUUUUCUUCUGUGCAUUUAUCAUGCCAGAAACCAAGGGACGGUCACUGGAUGAGAUCGAAGAGGCAUUCAAAUCGAAGUCCCUUGGGUCACAGACUUUGGCCAAGGUCCUCCGUCCGCUGAGUAGGGUUGAUUCUUAG